AUGUAUGUGGCGGAAACGGGCUUCGGGAAGAGGGAAAGCGGAGAGCGGGAUGCGGGAAUGUUUUUGGACUUUGCUGGCCUGACAAGUGGGGCAAUGUUUGGUCCAAUGACGGACGACCUGUCGGAUGUUCUUCCAAACAAAACUAUCGGUGAUCAACUUCGUUGUGGAACGAAUGCUCGGAUGAGACAGACCGUGGAAAUGGUCAAAAAUCUUCCGGCGAUAUGCUUGCGGGACAAAUGGUCUCGGCUUGCCGGUUGA
Rodentolepis nana is the source of this 258-nucleotide messenger RNA. The record is from the annotation of a GenBank genome assembly. Lineage: Eukaryota; Metazoa; Platyhelminthes; Cestoda; Cyclophyllidea; Hymenolepididae.